This is a messenger RNA of Loxodonta africana (African savanna elephant), 7515 nucleotides long. It is a transcript of the gene GLIS3, whose product is annotated as GLIS family zinc finger 3. The record is from RefSeq and is a predicted model, not a curated record. The transcript has 11 exons. Gene Ontology annotation, molecular function: RNA polymerase II cis-regulatory region sequence-specific DNA binding; DNA-binding transcription factor activity, RNA polymerase II-specific. Gene Ontology annotation, biological process: regulation of transcription by RNA polymerase II. Bases 498 to 3278 code for a protein of 926 amino acids. Lineage: Eukaryota; Metazoa; Chordata; Mammalia; Proboscidea; Elephantidae. Gene Ontology annotation, cellular component: nucleus.
UCCCAGGACCUGACCCUCCCGGCAGCAAUUAGCUACCGUCCCCGGGCGGCCCCCAGCCGCAUCCCCUGGCCGGGGGCGAGGAAGAUGAGCAGGACAGGCGAGGCUCCAAGUGGAAACUCAACUUUUUAAAAGCACUGUCCGCGCCAGUGUGCGUGUGCGCGGGGGAGAAUGAGCUGAUGCCGAGGGUCUCGCUAUCCCCUCCGCCUCCCCCGCUGUCGCCGCCGCCCUCGUAAACGCGCGCGCACACCCGGCUCCGGCCCUCGGCGCCCGGAGAGGGUCGGUCUCCGAAGCAGCCGGAGCCCGUGGAGCGCGGCAGGCUGGAGCACCGCUGUCACCCAGCAGGCUGGCCGGGGCAGGAAGGGAUCCGCACGCCGGCUUUGUUGUGGAGAUCCCGGUUACCUGGCUCUGACCCACACCAUGGAUAACGUACUGGACUUGGCCUGAAGGGUGUGGGUCGUGCCAUUGGAGACUGACUAUCCUGGCUACGGUUGUUCAGAAUGAAUGGAAGGGCAUGCAGCAUGAACCUGCACCGGACGUCAGGAGCCCCCCAGGGGCCCGGGAUGGCCAGCGGCCCCCACAUUCCUCCCCUCCGCACCCACUCGGGGACUCCUGGCCCCUCAUCGUGCGGCACCUCACCAAGCCCAGCUCUUGGAAGCCUCGCUAACAGCCUCCAUCUCAAGAUGCCCUCGGGAGGAGGGAUGGUCCCUCCGGGCAACAUGGCCAACAGCCCCCUCCACCUGCCAGCCUUGAGCCCUCGGAGACAAGUGCUGACCAAUGGCAAGCCUCGGUUUCAGGUCACCCAGGCUGGGGGCAUGGCGGGGCCACACCCUUUAAAGCCAAAGCAGCAGGAAUUUGGAAGGCCUUUUGCUCCAAAUCUUGGGAAAGGGGCUCUUGGCUUUGGGCCUCAGUGCAAGUCCAUUGGAAAAAGCAGCUGCAACAAUCUAGUGGUCACCAGCAGCCCCAUGAUGGUUCAGCGACUGGGACCCAUUUCACCUCCAGCAAGCCAGGUCUCUACAGUAUGCAGCCCGCUCAGUCCUAGCUUACAGAGGGCAGUGAACGCAGCCAGCCUGAAUAUACCUCCUUCAGAUACCAGGUCCCUUAUUUCACGUGAGUCUUUGGCGUCCACGACAUUGAGUCUGACAGAAAGUCAUUCAGCUUUGAGCGUGAAACAAGAGUGGUCCCAUGGCUACAGGACUCUCCCUUCGCUUCCUUCCAACCACGGCUCUCAGAACGGCAGUGAUCUAGGAGACAUCCUGGGCCUUCCUCCCGGGACGGCCAUGUCCAGUGGCAGUGUCUCUAACUCAUUACCGUCCUACCUUUUUGGCGUGGAGAAUAGCCACUCUCCCUACCCGAGUCCCCGGCAUUCCUCCACCAGGUCCCACUCGGCCCGCUCCAAGAAGAGGGCCCUAUCCCUGUCCCCGCUGUCCGAUGGCAUCGGGAUAGACUUCAACACCAUCAUACGCACCUCGCCCACGUCCCUGGUUGCCUACAUCAAUGGCUCCAGGGCUUCCCCAGCUAACAUGUCCCCACAGCCUGAGGUCUACGGCCACUUCCUGGGCGUGCGCGGCAGCUGCAUCCCCCAGCCCUGCUCCGUUCCCAGCAGCCAGAAGAGCCUGCUGGUGGCCAGUGGUGGCCUGGCGCUCCCAGCCUGUGGGGAGGACGGUGUGGCUGAGUAUGAACGCAUGCAGCAGCUGGAGCACGCUGGGCUGCAGCCCGGCCUGGUCGGCAACAUGGUGGUGCAGCAUGGCCAGCCCGCUGGCCUGCUUAAGACCGAGCGCCUGGACGACUUCCCGGGGAGCACCCUGGACCUGCCUUCUGCUCCCCCUCUCACUCCUUUGCCACCCCCACCCCAAGGCCCCCCACCACCCUACCAUGCCCACCCACACCUUCACCACCAAGACCUGGUCCCCCAUGCCCAGUUGCUGUCCCUCCCCCAGGCAGCCCUGGAGGAGGAUGGGGACCUGGAUGACCUGGGGGGCAAGCACUGCUGUCGCUGGAUAGAUUGCAGCGCCCUGUACGACCAGCAGGAGGAGCUUGUGCGGCACAUCGAGAAGGUCCACAUCGACCAGCGGAAAGGAGAAGACUUCACCUGCUUCUGGGCUGGCUGUCCGCGCAGGUACAAGCCCUUCAACGCCCGCUAUAAACUGCUCAUCCACAUGCGAGUCCACUCUGGGGAGAAGCCCAACAAGUGCACGUUUGAAGGUUGCAAGAAGGCCUUUUCACGGCUCGAAAAUCUCAAGAUUCACUUGCGCAGCCACACGGGCGAGAAGCCGUAUCUGUGCCAGCAUCCGGGCUGCCAGAAGGCGUUCAGUAACUCCAGCGACCGCGCCAAGCACCAGCGGACGCACCUGGACACUAAACCGUACGCUUGUCAAAUUCCAGGAUGCUCCAAACGCUACACCGACCCGAGCUCCCUCAGAAAACACGUGAAGGCACAUUCUUCCAAAGACCAACAAGUGAGGAAAAAGCUGCGGUCCAGCACGGAGCUCCACCCGGACCUGCUCACGGACUGCCUCACUGUGCAGCCCCUGCAGCCAGCCGCUUCCCCGAGGGACACUGCAGCCGAUGGGGCCGUGGGGUGCUCCCCCGGGCCUGGGCCUGACCUCUAUCCAGCUCCCCUUUUCACCAGCAAUCACUCGAGCCGAAGCGGAACAGCUGCUGGGGCUGGGCCGCCCCCACACGCUGUCAGUCACCCUUCUCCGGGACAUAAUGUACAGGGGAGCCCCCACCAGCCCACCUCCCAGUUACCUCCACUCGCAGCUGUGGACGCGGGCGCUGAGAGGUUUGUGCCUUCUGCUUUAUCUCCACACCACAUCAGUCCCCAGAGAGGACCAGCCCCCUCUUCAAUACUGCAGAGAACCCAGCCUCCCCAGCCCCAGCAGCCAGCAGGGUCCCACCUGAAGUCCUACCAGCCGGAAGCAAACUCUUCUUUUCAACCAAAUGGCAUCCAUGUCCACGGAUUUUAUGGGCAACUGCAGACGUUCUGCCCCCCGCACUACCCCGACUCCCAGAGAACCCUGCCGCCCAGCAGCUCCUGCAGCGUGGUACCCUCCUUCGAGGACUGCCUGGUGCCCACAUCUGUGGGCCAGGCUGGUUUUGACGUUUUCCACAGAGCCUUCUCGACUCACUCGGGCAUUACAGUGUAUGAUUUGCCUUCGGGUUCCUCAAGCCUCUUUGCGGAGUCUCUUCGCAGUGGGCCUGAAGACGCCACGUUCUUGCAGAUCAGCGCAGUGGAUCGCUGUCCUAGCCAGCUCUCCUCUGUCUAUACUGAAGGCUAAAAACUCCGUUGGCCUCUCCUGCACAUCCAGAACUUUCCUCUUGCUUCCCACCUUUUGUUUCCAUCCUCUCACAGACUCCAUGAAGAAGGAUGUCCACCGAAUCAGCAGAACCUGCAAAGCAACCGCUGUGCCUUUGGAAGGCAGGACUGACUGGUUGGAGCUGGGCUUGGCAGGGAUGUUUGCAGUCACUUCUUUUUCUCUCUGGGUUUGCUGGACCAGGUGACCAGCAUGACUGUCUCUCCAAAGGGAAUUUAGAGUCUCACUCUAUGGAUAUCUGUUACUUCCUAACCAUCAACCCUCAAAGGACACCGAUAAGAUGUGUGCGUAUGAAGAUGUCGUUUGGGGGUCAAUCUUGCUGGAAAGACUAAAUAGGGAAGUACACCCCAAAUACUCUCCCUCACUGCUGGCCUCAGCGCAAAUCCAGGCAUGGGGGAAAUCCAUGCCCAAAGCACAGUGUGGUCUCAACUCUUGGGAACCCUGGUUUCCCAGCACUGGCCUGCCAUUCCCAUGAGCUGGCAGCCCCCCUCCUCAUAGACAGCCCCAUGCUAACCACUCGCUUCACAGUGUUUCUCCAAGAAGGUCUGUCAAGCACAGUCCCUUGAAAGGCACUACAACUUGUUUUAUAUUCCAGUAACCUUAGUUCUUUCAUCUUAAAGACUUGCUAUUUAUGCCUACUUAAAAAAAAAAAAAAAUUGUUUAGCUGUCUGGUCUUUGGAUGGGAAUAAUAUUUUAAUCUCCCCCACUGCACACAUUGUACCACAGCUGUAGCUCUGCCUGGCCCCACCUUGCAGCACCUGUGAGCACUCCUGGAAUGUUGGCUGUGCAGUGAACAAAGGCUCCCUGAGGGAAAUUUGGGGUGGGCACACUCCUUGUAUCCAGGGCUAGCAAGAACUCCUGUGUGUUGACUGUUGAGUGACUCCAAGCUGAAGACCUUGUUCAAAGGAGAAGGUCCCCUGCCUCUUUCACCCAAUGCCUCUGCUCUGUCCAGAGAAGACCCACAAGAUGCCAGAACGGGGUGCACUGAGUUGUGUGUGAGGGGGAUGUGUGAAGGAUGUCAGAUUCUAGUUGUUUGCGAGGCUCUGCUCACCUCCUUGUGGAUAGACACUCACCCGUCUGUCUCUCUGUCCCCUAUUUUUCUCCUCUACCUCUUUCCACACCUUCCUCUCUGCCUAACCAUCAAUUCUUGGGAUUCUGGCCUAAGACAGAUAGAGGGGACAGUUACAGAAAGGUGGGCAGAAAGUGGCAACCCAUCUUCUGGAAUUUUCAAAGCACUUGGCCCUUUGAUGCCAAGCUUGAAUGGGAAGUCAUUUUCUGUAAUUCCUUUAUAAAGCUAUUAAAAAGAUCCUAAACCAAAAACCAAACCCAUUGCCACUGAGUCAAUUCCAACUCUUAGCAACCCUAUAGGACAGAGCAGAACUGCCCCACGGGGUUUCCACAGCCGUCAUCUUUACAGAAGCUGACUGCCACGUCUUUCUCCCAUGGGGCAGCUGGUGGGUUCGAACUGCCAACCUUUCAGUUAGCAGCUGCGCGCUUUCACCACUGCACCACCAGGGCUCCUUAAAAAGAUCCUAAGUCCUGUAAACAGUCUAUAAAAAUUAGCCAAACCCCAAAGAUCUGGUAAAUUCUGACAUUGUUGCACUGUUGUGUUUCAUGGCUUCUUUUCUUAACUCUCUUUGUAAAAUGUUUUCUGACCCAAAAUGAAACAAUAUUAUUUGUCAAACUGAGAUAAUUACAGUCUUCAACAAGACAAUUAAGCAAUUUGGUGUCAGACUUGGGAUCCUCUAACAGCUUGUAUCCUGGCGGACUGGUCCUUCUGGGCACAUUUCACUAGAGUCCAUUCCAGCAGGCAGUAGAAUAAGAUGGAUAGAGAACCAAGUGUGGUUAUGUCUUUACAGUGCACUUGGUCAAUCUAGUUUGGGUUGGGGUGGGGUAGGGGUCUGCCUUAAGAAAAGCCCUCAUACAGAUUUCCAAGUCUGCAGAAGAGAGGAGUUACUCACUUUACAAAAGCCUGCUCUACGUCAGGAAGGGAUGCAGGUCAGGCUGUCUUUACGGAUGAGCGCUCCGGCUGGGCGUGCAUAAGAUCCCAUCUUUCGCCAGGCCUUGUGGGUCAUGUCACUUGGCUAAAACAAGGACACACACCUGCUGACACUGGCUUCGUAAAUAGUAUCCCUCUUGUAUCCUUCCUCACACCCUGGAAGGAAACACCGUGAUGUCUUGUGAGAGACAAUCUAUUCGUUCCUAAAUUCUGAAGCCUUUAGGAACAAGUCAAAAUAGAUUUCAUUUGUGUGAUGAGGAGAAAAGAAACUAAAAGGACAGACUGAGACUGCAGUUGAUAGUCUUGGCGCUGCCUGGAGGCUUCACAUCAUUUAAUAAGUAAAAUGGGAAGGAGGACAAAGCAUGAAGUAAACCUCAGAAGCCUGUGGAUGGCGUAUCUCCCUCAGCCUCAGACGAGAUGCCUGUGGGCCAGUUUCUGGUCUGUGAGGGCCUCUCCUGCAGGCCCCAACUCUUUCAUGCUCUCCCGCGGCUAGGGGGACUAGAGAAGUGGGCUAGUCAGCAACAGCACCUGCAGUACCCUCCUUCCAAAGCAGGAAAUCAAAGCCCGGUCCUUCCUGUUAGCAGAGGGACAGGCCGGGAACCAGGGCCCACUGUGGCCACAGCCCACGUACUCCUCAACCACCCCUCAGUGCCACAAAGCUGCAGGUUUCAGAUCAGGGCCUCGGGAACAUGAUACUUCCGGUCCUUUCCAGGCACAUCCGGCUUCCUUCUAGGCACAUCCGGCUUCCUUCUAGGCACAUCCGGGUCUUUAGAUUCCAGGCUCUCCCCUGGCCUUUAAAAUCGUCUCUUGCUUACUUUCGCAUUGUAGAAGAUUUAUAUAUGCUUUCAUUGUUAUUUUAGUAGCUGGAAAAGUGGAAACUUCAAAAAACUCAUUCCCUUCCAUUUAUUGGCCUCUUUAGUCUUGAUGUAUAGCCAUAUUCAUACAUAUCUGAACAGAGAUUUUCGUUCCCCUUUUUAAAAAGCUGGUGCUGUGAAAACAGCCCAGUGCCAAUUAUCCUAUUACAUUAUUUUAAAAAAAAAGUCUGCCUAGAGACAUUUCUUUUGCUGUCGUAUUUUAACUCGCUAAAGGGAUUGCAUCAAAAUGUCCGUUGUAAUUUAGCCGCUGAUCAGCUGUUCAAUAUUUUUAAAGUAUUUACUGGUCUUUUGGGGAAUCUACCUUUACCCAUGUCUCCCUUGAUUUAACAUAGGUGACUCUAAAAACAGGGAAAAAAAGGUCUUAGUGGAUCACAACAUAGUUUGAGCUGAUAACGUAGGGAUGGUUCUGUUAUGUUGUUUUUAAGGUCCCAGCCGUCAAGCGCACUAGUUAACCAAUACCCGUUUUGAACCGGAGUCCAUGUUAAACACCCUCCAUCCCAAUUCCUUUCCUGUUGCCUUGAGGUAUUGGUUUGAGUGACUGUAAAUGUUCAAUCUAAUAAUUUAGUGUUUUAUUUGGCUGUUUUGACCAUGUCAUUUUAUAGCAUCAUGUUUUUUUUUAAUGGCACUUUUUGGAAUUUCUGCGGUUACUUUUUAUUUUUGCAAGGGAUAAAGCAAAAAAAAAAAAAAGCACUCAUUGGAGAAAUGGCGAGUGCAAAAAAGAAGAGAUUUAUGGGGAGGGGCGUGGAAAUCUGUUUUCCAUAAAUCAUGCAGACUUUUGUACAUAGUUCUAGACACUCGCGUAGAGAAAUGAGCUGCAUAUAUCAUAGUGGAUAUGGGGCUGAUUUUACUCUAGGGGUACAUCUGGUGCUUAUUGUCAUCGAUCUUUCAGAGAAUUAGGUACACUUUUUUCUAUUAAUAUGUAUAGUUUUGUGAUUUGUCACAGUUAUGUUUCAUGUAAUCAUAAGUUAUUUUGUCUUGUUUCAUGAAGUUCUUUUUUUUAUGUCAAAAGCAGAAUGAAGGGGACUGUGCACAGAAUAAAACUGGAACUACAGGAUAUGCCUGCCUGACCACCUCCCCAGGCCGGGCACUUUAAACUCAAUGGCGACCACCGCUGUUUGUUUGUUUGCUUUAUUAUUUUGUUUUGCCAUCGGCCUCCUUCACAUCGGGGAUGGUAAUUAUAAUUAAAAGCAGAUGGGGGAGGGAGACUGUCCAAGACCAGCCUUAAAAUGCCGCGUUGCUUUGGGCCAGAGCUGCAGCCUGGAUUUAAUUAUAGAUAUGAGGACGGAAUGGCAGUGAAAAUGAGUGCCUCCCCGCGUCCUUUACAUGU